This is a messenger RNA of Geodia barretti, 842 nucleotides long. The record is from the annotation of a GenBank genome assembly. NCBI's taxonomy places the organism in Eukaryota, Metazoa, Porifera, Demospongiae, Tetractinellida, Geodiidae.
UGUCUGGUUCGUACUGGAAUAAUCCCUGCAGUGUUGGGGUGGGAGGGUUUUGUAGAUGGUGUGUAAGGUGGUGGUGCAGGCCCGCGAGGUGGCGUUGCUUCAGUAUGCAGCUCUUGUUGGUGGUGGAGAAUGUGGACCAAUCGGCAUAUUCCGCCCGCUGGUGUGAAAAGCGGGACCUGGUACCGGCGGUGCUGAUUCGAUUUGCUCCAUUGAGUAUCAAACUGCACUCUGAGAAUCUGGGCGAAAAAGUGUAGGUUUGGCUUUUAUUAUGCAUGCGUUCUGCGUGCGUGCGUGCGAUCGUGUAAAGUGCGCGUGCGCGAUAUUAUUACAGGCCCCCCUACCUAUUAUCUCCUCCGCGAAGAGAGAAGAUGGAGAGCUCCGGUCAAGAGGUUAGCUGGGAAAAGCCACCCCCGUACCACUACCAAAGGCUGCCCCAGAACGAUCACCCCAUUUCCACGUACACUCCAGUUCCGGCGACUCCCGCUCCCGCCCAGCCGGCGGCUCCCCAGCACACCAGCUUCAGUAACAACACCAGUUCCAACAAUGUGGUGGUAGUUAGCCAGCCAGUCGGCUGCACAGCCAAGCACAGUGAUAGUGGAGCGAGGAACCUGGUGGCCUUUGUGUGCCUCAUCCCAGCUCUCAUCUUCUCCCUCUCUUCUGGCUGUGCCAGUAAUUCCGGAGAUUAUGACACAGCCGCAAUGUAUGGAAAGGCUUCCUGUUGCUGCUCACUGUUCUCCUUGACCAUCUACAUGAUAGCCAUACUGGUCACCAUCAUCUUUGUUGUCCUAAUCUUCACCACGGGGCUCGCGUUUCUUGGUAUCGCAAAAGAAGAAGUGGCAUGA